This is a messenger RNA of Eruca vesicaria subsp. sativa (arugula), 396 nucleotides long. The record is from the annotation of a GenBank genome assembly. Lineage: Eukaryota; Viridiplantae; Streptophyta; Magnoliopsida; Brassicales; Brassicaceae.
AUGGCAAGCUUCACUUCCUCCGUUACUUGUCCUACUCUUCUUCUCAAGCCUUCAGUCACAGCUAUUUCCACCGAGUCUGUAUAUGGUCUUCCAAGGAUGGUCAAGAGAAGCAGUGGAGUGAAAUGCUCGAUGGAGACAAAGCAGCCGAAGCAAGAGAAGAGCUCAAAGGCAGGCUCGUCUGCUAUGGCGGUUAUGUUAACAGCGGUGAUGAGUAGUAGCCCAGCAAUGGCUUUAGUGGACGAGAGGAUGUCAACGGAAGGAACAGGACUACCUUUUGGUCUGAGCAAUAACCUCUUAGGGUGGAUUCUGUUGGGCGUGUUUGGUUUGAUAUGGGCUAUUUACUUUAACUACACUUCUUCUCUCGAUGAGGAUGAUGAUUCUGGACUUUCCCUCUGA